This is a messenger RNA of Caenorhabditis angaria, 4163 nucleotides long. The record is from the annotation of a GenBank genome assembly. Lineage: Eukaryota; Metazoa; Nematoda; Chromadorea; Rhabditida; Rhabditidae.
AUGGUGAGCUUUAUCCAAUUUUGUCACUUUUGUGCCCGAAAAAACUUUGAGUUUAGAUUCACACAAAAAUUAAACAAAUAAAAGGAGAUGAAAAUGAAUCAAAUGCAAAAAUUGCGGAAAACGAUGCAAAACGAAUCGAAGACGUGGAAUUGAACAUCAAAUUCGGAUACGAUCGACAUCUCCAAAACCACGACUCAUUUUCCACAGAAAGCCAUUCUGCAAACGCAAAACCAUUCGCCGAAGAAGAAUUCGAUAAUGAAGAUGAGGCUGUGAUAAGUCCAUUGAACAAAGUUGAUCCCGAUCCAGAUGGAAUUGAGGCCGAAGAACUCGAUCAACAAUAUAAAUCGGAGAAUUAUGCGGGUGUUAGUGAUUUUUCACAUUUGUUUUUGAUGUUGGCUGCAGGGACGGAUUAUAUUGAAUUGGUCGAGUUUACCAUCUUCUUUCAAAAUAGUGGUGGAAGUGGGUUAUUUUAUGAAGAGAACUUGGAAGUUAGGGUAUCUCUAGGAUAUAGUUGGACAUCAACUAAAUGACAUUUUCAUGUUUUUUAAGCAAGUUAGUUGAAAUAUUGGUUUCUAUUGUCGAAGUUGAGAAUGUGGCAGCCGUAAAAAUAAAAACCAGUGCAGAACUGAAUGAAUGACAAAGUCAUUACUUCGUCAGUCGCGUGCGGCUGUGCGUCGCGGUCGGGAAACAAAGGAGCACAUGAAUUAUUAUCGAAAAUCUCAUCGGUACCACGCGCUCCACCGAAAUAAACACGCAACGCAGACCGCGCUGCGCCACAACACACAAAAAAGGGAGGGAAUUUGAAUCGUUCCCUUAUUUGUGUGUGUUAUGGCGCGAUGCGGUCUGCGCUGCGUGUUUAUUUCGGUGGAGCGCGUGGAACCGAUGAGAUUUUCGAUAAUAUAAAUUGUUUUUCGACCGCGACGCACAGCCGCACGCGACUGACGAAGUAACGAGCUUGUCAUUCAUUCAGCUCUGCACUGGUUUUAUUUUUUACAACUGCCACAUUUUUCAACUUCGACAAUAAUGUUAUUCAUAUGAUAUAUUUUUUGAUGACUUUACCUUAUCCAUAAGUGAUUUAGCGAGGUUUAGUCGUUAAGAUCGUCUAAGCGCCCCUAAAUCACUUAUGGAUAACGUAAAUUCAUCAAAAUUUAUAUCAUUCUGUUCGUCUUAGAUCAUUCUAUCAUAUGAAUAACAUUAGAACCCAAUAUUUCAACUCACUUCCUCAAAAAACUAAAAUAUCAUUUAGUCGAUGUCCAACUAGUAUCCUAGAGAUACCCGAACUUCCAAUUUCUCAGGAAUCCUAACCCCCCCCCCCCACCUCCCUUUAAAAAAAUGUUAUGUUUUCCAGUAUAUUCAUUGAUUCCCUACAUCUUCUUCCUGCUGUUUUUCUCAUUCCCAGUCAGUAUUUAUGAAGUUGCCCUCGCUCAAUUCUCCUCUCUCCCCCUCUUCUCACUCUUCCAUCACAUGGCUCCAGUUCUUGGCGGUGUUCCAAUCGUCACAUCCGCCAUUCGAGUCCUCUACCUCACCCACAUCGCUCUUCGCCCCAAACUCUACACUUUCACUUAUAAUUUGCUGUACAGUGCGUUGGUUGGUGAUUUGAAUUGGAUGCAUUGCACAAGAAUGGAGGGAAUAUCGUGUUAUGAUCCGUUUUUGAAGUGUUUUAUUGAUGAAGAUCAAGUUGCGGGAAAAUGUCAGCCUAUUCCGGAUUUGGAAAUUAUUCAUGAUUUGAGUUCUUCGACAAAUGAUCGAUAUUCAAGAGUUCAUAAUUUGCAAUAUAAUGGGAUUGCUGGAACACAGAUUACUAGCCUUGCAAAAAUCUAUGAUGAACCUGAUCUUCUUGCUGGAAGUUUCAUAUUCUUUAUCGUUGUUGGCUUGGCAUUCAACGCGGGUUACAAAAGAUUUGCACAAAUAUCUCCGCUGAUCGCAAUUCUUCCAAUUGUAUCAAUGUUACCGAUAUGUUUUAUUGUUUUGAGCAAAACGGGAGAUGAUGUUUUUGAAGAAGUUGAAAAACGAGAUGAUAUGGGAAAGCUAUUGAAGUGGACCACCUAUUUCCAUGCCUUUAUUCAUGCUUUUAGCACCGCGCAAUGUGGACAAGGUUCUUUGUUGACUUUUGGGAGUAAAGUGCAUUUUUAUCAUAAUUUUAUGAAGUGAGUUAUCGGAUUCAAGAAAAAAUGGGAAUAUUUGUUUAACCUGAGCAAUGCUUUGUAUUUUUUGAAAAAUUGGGAAAUUUUUUUUUAUCUGAGCAAUGCUGAAAAAGUCGGAAAUCUUCUGAUGAACUGUAAUGUUUUUUUCUCCAGAGAUAUGAAAAAAGUGGGAAAUUUUGUUUAACCUGAGGAAUGCUUUGUAUUUUUUGAAAACUUUUGUUUGAAGCAAUGCUUCGUAUUUUUUGAAAAAUUGGGAAAUUUUGUUUAUCCUGAGCAAUGCUCAAAAAAGUCAAAAAUCUUCUGAUGAACUUUAAUGUUUUAUUCUCCAGAGAUAUGAAAAAAGUGGGGAAAUUUUGUUUAAUCUGAGCAAUGCUUUGUAUUUUUUGAAAAAUUGGGAAAUUUUCGUUUAACCUGAGCAAUGCUUUGUAUUUUUGAAAAACUGGGAAAUUUUGUUUAACCUGAGCAAUGCUUUGUAUUUUUUGAAAAAUUGGGAAAUUUAGUUUAAUCUGAGCAAUGCUUUGUAUUCUAUGAAAAAUUGGGAAAUUUUGUUUAACCUGAGCAAUGCUCAAAAAAAAGUGUUUUUUUCCAGAGACAUAAUUCUCAACAUUCUCUAUGCAGUCGGCUAUCGUCUCUACUAUCUCAUGACAUUUCUCCCGAUUUAUUAUGCAUGCCAAGAAUUCCUCUAUCCCUUCAAAACUGACGCAAUCACGGAAAAUUCGGAGCGAAAUCAAUUACUCGAACUAUUCUAUGGUGGAUUGCCCAUUAUUACUGGUGUUGAUGCGCGAAAUUAUCUAGCAUGUCUCUCAUUAUUUUUUGCCACUAUCAAUUUGGCAAUGCUCGCUGAAUGUAUUGUUACAUUUGAAGUUUUCAAGUCCUGUAUCUAUAUUUGGUUUCCCAGGAUUUUGUACUUGAAUAGCACGAUUGUUCGAGCAAUUAUCAUUGUAUUUUUUAUAUCGUUGUCAAUGCUUCAUGAAUGGUUCACAGUUGCGCUAUCUCGCGGCAAUAAUGCAUCACUCAAUAAUCAUUUUCAAUUUGGAUUGAUAUCAAGUACAUUUGUCUCGACGAUUUUUAUGCUUUUGGGUGUACGGUUUUUGUAUGGGGAUAGUCGAUUGUAUGUGAAUUGCUUGGUAAGUUUUUUGAUAUGUGUGUGGGCCGAAAAUAGCAAAUAUGCUCUAUCGAACACCUUCUAUGUCAAGCAGCCGCGCUUAGAGAUCUACUAUGGACAGGAGUGAGGCCUUGAAAGCAUCAAUGUCAAGCAGCUGCUCCUAGAGAUCAACACUGAAAAGGAGUGACGCCUUGGAAGCCUCUAUGUCAAACAGCCACGCCCAGAGAUCUACUUUGGGAAGGAGUCACGCCUUGAGAGCUUUUAUGAGAAGCAGCGACGCCUAGAGAUCUACUCUAUAAAGGAGUCACGCCUUGAAAGCUUCUACGAGAAGCAGCUGCGCCUAGAAAUCUACUGUGGAAAGGAGUCACGCCUUGAAAGCUACUACGAGAAGCAACCAUGCCUAGAUUUCUACUCUCGAAAGGAGUCACGCCUAGAGAUCUACCCUGGAAAGGAGUGACGCCUUGGAAGCUUCUGUGAGAAGCAGCCGCGCCUAGAGAUCUGAGAGUCUGUUCGGUAGAGCAUGUUUGCAUUUUCUAGCCCCUGGGGCAUUUAAAACCCCAGAUUCAAACUCAAAAUUCUUCCAGACAAUGUUAAAGAAAAACGAGCGAAGCUAUAAAAUGUUCCUCUACUUCAAGAAAUAUUUCCUGGCCACCUGGACUCUAACAUCCUACUUCCUAUUCAUCCCAUUCAUCUAUUGCACAAUUCAAAUUCUAUCAACCUACAAACUCUACACAUUUCAAUACACAUUUAUUAUCGGAUUUCCGAUUCUCUACAUGUUAUGGUGUCUUGUUCGAGGAUAUUUGACGAAUAAUAAUAUUUCCGUAUUAACAAGUUGUCAUAAAUGGAAACCGGUGCAUUUUAGAAACGAAAGAGAAGCGAUUGCUCAUGAGAAAAUGUUUGGAAUUGGAGAUUGA